This is a messenger RNA of Ceratotherium simum simum (southern white rhinoceros), 888 nucleotides long. RefSeq names its product peptidyl-tRNA hydrolase 2 (gene PTRH2). NCBI's taxonomy places the organism in Eukaryota, Metazoa, Chordata, Mammalia, Perissodactyla, Rhinocerotidae. Gene Ontology annotation, biological process: positive regulation of anoikis; negative regulation of anoikis. The record is from RefSeq and is a predicted model, not a curated record. Gene Ontology annotation, molecular function: peptidyl-tRNA hydrolase activity. Gene Ontology annotation, cellular component: cytosol.
UUCCCCUUACCCUUCGGCAACCUAAGUCGUUCGUCGCGGGAUUUCAGUUCGGCUCUGGGUUCGGGACCUGUGGGCGGGGCGAGAGGAAGGAUGACUGUUCUCUGCGCGGUGCUUGAUCCGGAACUUCUUGUCAAGGGACCCCGGAAGAGGUAGCUCGCACGAUAGAAACGUGUUCGCUACCGAGAAGUGAAGAACGCAGAGGCGCGAGUGAGGCGGAGGAGAGGUCUCUAGAUGCUCUCCAGAUCCUUGGUUAUGGAAUAUUUGGCUCAUCCUGGUGCACUCAGCUUGGCUGCUGGAGUUGUUUGUGGCAUGUUCCUGGGCUGGGGCCUCCGUGCACACUUUGGGCUGACCCCCAAAAGCUCGGUGAGCAAGACAGACAUGGAGACUGGAACUGAAGCAAGCAUCUUAGGAGAGAGUGGGGAGUACAAAAUGAUUCUUGUGGUUCGAAAUGACUUGAAGAUGGGAAAAGGGAAAGUGGCUGCCCAGUGCUCUCAUGCUGCUGUUUCUGCCUACCAGCAAAUUCAAAGGAGAAACCCUGAAUUGCUCCAACAGUGGGAAUACUGUGGCCAGCCCAAAGUGGUAGUCAAAGCCCCUGAUGAAGAAACUCUGGUUGAAUUAUUGACCCAUGCAAAAAUGCUGGGACUGACUGUAAGUUUAAUCCAAGAUGCUGGACGUACUCAGAUUGCACCAGGCUCUCGAACUGUCCUAGGAAUUGGGCCAGGACCAGCAGACCUAAUUGACAAAGUCACUGGUCACCUAAAACUUUACUAGGUGGAAUUUUGUAUGAUGGUUCCACCACCACAAGUGUUUGAAACUGUCAAAUUCUAACAAUAAAAGCUGAAUGUCCCAACUUCAGUAUUCUUGAGAUGAAAAUCCAUUUCUGUGUUC